AACAGUCAGUAGCACGUGGACCGCGCGCGCAGAGCUAGUGUGUGAGUGCGUGCUUGCGUCACGUACGCGUGCUUUACGUAUGCAAUAAUAUUACAUUUUCUGUGUAGCAAGGUGAAAAACUUUCGAGUGAGGUUAUGAGUACAUUACAACGGACUAUUUACAGUAAAAUUAAUUGAUAUUUUGAAAGAUUCACGAUUAAUAAGGGACCAUUUUCAUAAAUUUGGAAUAAGAAAGAAGAUAUCCUGUGAAAUAAUUGGAAUCCUGGUCUUAGAGAACUGUAUAUUUUUUGUGACAUGUUGGAAAAUUCAAAUAUUUAUAUUCGGUGACCUGUUCAUCACGAAAGCACACUUUGGUCCUGACCCACUGUCUCAUGUCUCGAGUACAUAGACAAUAUUGAGUGCAGUCAGUCCGUGCACUAACAUGUCCAGCUCGUUAUCCCGCGCUCAGUCCUGGCCGCUGUUGGCCGCCGCGCCAGAGCCACCCCCGCUGGUGCGCCCGAAGAACUAUGUGGAGACCCGCCGCAUGCUACGCACCCAUUACUACCCCGAGGGCGGCUGGGGCUGGCUGGUGGUGGCUGCCGGUCUCACAGUACAGCUGCUGACUCACGGUCUCCAACUAUCUGCAGGAGUCUUCAUCCCGCCCACGGCUCUACGGUUCGCCACCUCCGUCACCGACACAGGGUGGGUGGGAGCGAUGUCUACAGCCGUGGCACUCCUCGUGUCGCCUGUUACCAUCGCCUUCUGUCGCCGCAAGUCCACGAGGCUCACCGCCGUCAUGGGCGGCCUCGUCACUGCCCUCGGCUGUCUCUUCACUUCCUUCGCUUCCCAGUUUCACCAGCUCUUCUUUAGUUACGGUACCAUCGUUGGUGUUGGCGUCAGUAUGACAAGGGACUGCUCAACUCUGAUGGUUGCUCAGUACUUCAAGCGGCGGAGAGAGUUUGUUGAAAUCUUCAUAGUGUCAGGUAGCGGCCUAGGCAUUGCUGUCAUGUCAUCAUUCAUCAAAGGUGCUAUAAAUGCCAUAGGAUGGAGGCUUGGAUUGCAGCUGGUAACCGUAACAGUGUUCCUGACGUUCUUUCUGGGAACAUUCUACAGGUCAGCAUCCUUGUACCAUCCACAGCGGAGGGCAAUCCUUCAUCUGAAGAAUCAAAAACGUAAAAUCAAAGACAAAAACAAAACUGACGACAGACCACCCUUCUUCGACUUCAGUACACUACGCAGCAAGACUGUUAGAAUAUUGUUAGUAUCAACAGGAAUUAGUGCUUUUGGGAUAAACACUCCGAUAUUCUACUUGGCACACCAAGCUGAAGAGGAUGGUCUGGGAGACACAGCACUACUGCUGCAGACAUACCUGGGUCUGGCCUGGACACUAGGUUGUGCCGCCUUCGGUGUGGUUGUAGUGCACAACUCCGUUGAAUGUCGCAUCGCCCGACAGUACCUGUGUCAAGCCGCAGUCUUCAUGUGCGGUAUCUCCAUACUGGCACUGACUGCAGUCCACGGCAACCGCCAGGGCUACAUUCUCUUUGUCUGGAUCUACGGCAUCUUCUGUGGGGGCUAUCAUUACUCUCUCAAGAUGUACACUUACGAGCGAGUCAGAGCUAGGAAUUUUGCCAGAACAUGGGGUUUCGUGCAGUGUUCACAAGCCAUACCCAUCGCCAUAGGAGUGCCAAUAUCAGGUUAUAUAAAUGUGGGUUGUGGAGGCAAGUCGGGGUACUACUUCAGCUCAACAUGUGUCCUGGUGGGGAGCCUCUCCCUGUUCUUCAUCGACCUGCACCGCCGCAGUCUGGCUCGCCACAAGCACGGAGAUGGAGCAAGGCAACUCUGUGUUUCAGAAUCCUGUCCACAACGACGGAGGUUAUCCUUUGCUGCUGAGCCUGAGGAGCUAGUAGUGGUGGAACCACCUUUACACCCCCAGACAGCCCCACCAGAUAAGCCAGAGCUAACAUGCAUCUCAGAGGAGGGCAUUGCAGACAUGGAUCUGCCUGACAAUCUGUUAGACGACUUGGAUUACAUUGGAGACUGCAUCACUUCCUGCAACAAGGUGGAGAACUAUCUGAUGCUGUCAGAAUUUGAGAAUAACUUAAUAGCGGAGAUGCCAGUGAUCAUGGACCGCAAGGGUAGGCGGUGGUCAUUGGCACGGCAGGCAGAGGAGGAGCUGCCCCGCGGCGGCAAGUGGCGUCUUGUCUCUGGUCCCAACCGUCUCAUCACAGUCAUCGACGAAGCUUCCGUCUAGCAGUAACCCCUCACCAGAGCACACAUGCUUCUCACAAUGUCACCAAUAUUACAUGGGUUUCCCUUCUAAAUGAUUUCUAUUAUUGUUGCUUUUCGAUAUUAUUUAUAAAAAGUCACUGAUAAUAAAUAUUAUUUAUAAAAAAUCACUAAACAAUUAAUGCAGAUCGAAAUUUAAAUAUAGUUUUUUAAUCAAUGCAAAAUACAUAAUAUUAGACCUUUUUCAAUUAAAAAAAAUAGCUAUCAAUACAAAUUAAAACUGAUUAAAUUGAACAAUUAUUUAGCUACAUUGUUCCAGAACUAUUUAAAUAAUAUGUUAGGAAACAGUGAAUAAGUGUACAUACUAAACUUAGAAAACUAUUGAACCUAAAUGUUUAAAAGACAUAAAACCUAAAAUGUUCAAAUAUAUACAUUUUCAGUAAGUAUUUUAGGAUAAUUGUUACAAAAAAUUGCACUUAAUUUUUGGAUUUGUAAAAAAUUUUGGUAAGUUCAUACACUAAAGAAAUGAAACCAAAACUGACGGUGUGAAAUUAAACAGUUAAGUGUAAUACGUUUGAAAAUACAUAAGGUAUUAAAAAGUACCUGUAUGCUGGAAAAUAUCUUAUUAUAAUAAUAGGUUUUAAUGAUAUGUUAACAUUAAGUGGAACAUUUUAAAGAAGUGAUAACAUAAAUCACAGUUUUACAUUGUAUAGUCCGAUACAAUCCCAGAUAACAACAGAUUUCUAUUUAUAGUAGGCAUACUAUGCAUUUAGUCAGUAGCAUAACUUAAGUGGGGGAUGAAGGGGAUCAAACUCCUCCACUCAAAAGCCCUAAAAAUUUUUAAAUUAUACCUUUAACAGUAAUGUAACUUGUUUGAAAUGCAGCAGUUAACCAAACAGUUAACUGCUGCUUGCUAUUUUAUAUAUUUAUUUCAUAUUUCCCUGUGUGAGUCUUCAAACAGAUUCAUCUGACCCAGUCCAAAGUUAAGUCCUAGUUAGGCCACUGCAUUUAGUACACUAUCUACAUCCUUCAUUUUAUUUAAGAUUUACUUUUGUUUGUGGGAUUUAUAUUAUCUCUCCCACUACUGGGGUCAAUAAAAUAACAUUUCAUAUUGGAAAAGCUAAUAUAUAAUAAAACUACUAUAACAUUGUCAGAUUAUUUAUAUAUUAUUUUUAUGUUCUAAUGUAUUUUCAAGGACUCAGUUUUUAAAUAAAAACUCCUAUAUGCAACCAUAACUCGUAAAAUAUUAAAAUAUAACUGUCAGGUCUAUAAACAAAUAAUGUUUCACUGGAUGUCCUGAGAUUAAAUCCAUAUAACUGAAUAAAAGAAAACCAUUGAUUUGGUCAUUUAUAUUUCUAGUCGUCUAAAAUCUAUGUUUAUUGAAUCAGUUGAUUAUGUUUUGCAUUGUUUAAAAAUGUAAUAUUUUUUACAAGAAGCCAUAUUAUUAUGUUUACUGAGAAACUUGUCUUGUUUUCAUCAUGAAACCCAAAGACAUAGUAAUUACUUAGAGUGAAGGACAAUAUUGUACAUAGUUUAGUAUUUUAAACAUUGUCAGAGCAUGUGUGUAUCAGAAUCACUGCCAUAUUUCAUCACCUAUUAAGAGGAUUUGAACUAGAUGUCAUGAGAUAUCUUUGUAUUUCAAACUGUCUACUUAGAAAUUCCCCUAUGAUAAAAAAAACUAUUUCCAUAAUUAAAAAUGUUAGUUAAAAAAUGCAUAAAAUUUUUGAGUAGUGAUUUAUACAAUAGGAUAGGAUCAUGUUUCCAAUAUGAUUGUAUUACGUUUUAAUAUCCAAUUCAAAAUCUACUUAAACCUAAGCUUAUGUAUUUCAGUUUUACAACAGUGGUGCAUAGAAACCAACCAGGACACGGGUUGCCCGGUUUUUAAAGCUUGUUAACUAUCAGAAUUGAAAUUGAAUUUUUCAAACAGUACGGGACAGAAUCCAUUAUUUCAAUAGUUUUUUCCCUACAUGCAGUAUACAUUCAAGGUAUUCUUUUGUUUAGACAGGUUUAGUCUGAUUGGCAGAUUUAGUCUCAACUUUUGAUUUUUAUUUUACAUUUGAUUGAAGUGGAAACAAUAUUUUGCCCUACUUUGGGGUUACGUAGGUAUAUUUUGUAUUUUUUCCAAGAUGAAUUAGAACACAUCAAUCAACAAAACAAUCAAAACUUAUAAUUUUGCAACAAUUUUAAGUAGUAGUAUGCUGCCAAUAACGGAUAAUUGAUUCAUGUCUUACUUUGCAGUAAUAAAUUAUUUAGUGUUUAACAAAUCCAUUCAUGUCAUAUAUUGUUUAAUCAAUCAGACAGGCUUCCUGUAUCUUCUUCAGGUGUGCUCUUAGACCUCUGAUGGUGGGAAGCAGGUGAUUAUAUAUAGGGUUGGCCUUGGCGGGGGAGGGAGAGACUGGUGAAAAACCAUAAAUGUGAGGCUCACCAAAAUACAGGAUGGAAUGUAGAUCAUGGAAGUAAAUAUGUUCUAAAAUUUAACCAACAAUUGGCAAAGAUUGACUAAUAAUUAAUAGCAGUAUACUGUAUAGACUGUAUAUUAUUAAAUUUUAAAACAAGUCUCUAUGAUGUAGUUUUGUUUUUAUGGCAAAGCAAAAAAGGGACUAUUACCCUCAUUCAUCACUCCUUUUUUGAUUUGGAUCUUAAAAGAUGUUGAAUUUAUAAAUGUAUUAAUGCUACAAAUACAAGUUGUGACAUUAACAGAAGGCACUUUGGAGAAACACAUGGAUGAACAAUUCUGCUUGUAAUAACAUAAAAACAUUGUCUCCAUCCUAUGUAAGUGUUGUUUAUUUAAAAAUAAGGCAAUCGCUAUGUAUAGAUGCAUGAUGCAAAAAAGUUUGUUGAAUUGAAGCCAAGUAUAAACAAAUUUUAUAUGCCUGUGACAUUCACAGUCGUUUUAAGACAUCAAAAUGUAUUUUCUUACUUAAGAGUUAUAACAGAAUUGUCAAAAUCUUAGUUCAUGUUUGAUAUUGUUUAAACAAAAUUGUUUAAUGAUAUUACACGGUUUGGCUUUGUGCUAAUAGGAAUUAGAAAGAGAAUCAAUAUAAUCAAUAGUUGAGUAAUGGUUACAAAUACAUUUUUAUUGGACAGUUGAAGCCUAUGUUUCAAUUAGAUAAAAAGACCAAAUAUGUUUGAACUAAUCAAAAGUGUGCAUUUUUAUAUAAUUUACUCACGUACACGGUUUUACUCAUUUACAGUAAUUGAUGGAUUAAAUUGUUACUGCUGGGGUUCAGCUCCUAAUGACAUAGGAAAGCAGAGAAGACAAUAAAUUAAAACAUUGAUGUUAUUUUUCUGUUCUUUGAUCACUUUUUAGUAUUUUAAGUAAAUCUCGUCAUUAUGUAAAUCUACAAAUGUGUAAGAGCACUCACUUUUGCUUCAUUAAAAUGUACCAUGACAAAUUACUUUAACAUAUAUUUAUGGUACAACAUAAUCCUACUAUACUUUAGGGUUUGUUUUUGUGAAUGGUUAGUUAUAAUUUAAUUUUACUUUAAAUUUGAGAGUUUAGAAUUAUUUAUUUCUUGGAAAAUUGGUAUUUAUUCUUUACUGUGAAACAAAAGAAAUAUAAACUCAAAUAUUAGUAUUGUGCUGUUUUCAUGCAGCAAAACACCUUAAUCCCAAGAAAGGAAAAAUGGAUACAAAAAUUAUAAAAAUAAAAUACAAUACUCAUUCUUAUAGUAUUUAAUUAUAUAUGUAAGGAAGUAAAUGUAUAAUAAAAAAGAAUUUUAUGAUAAAAUUCUUUUAUUAAAACUUAUGGGAAUUUCUAAGACUCUUACCAGUUUGAAAUACAUUGUUACUUAAAUCGUCCGUGGACAGAUUGUUGUGAUAUGAGUGCAUUAGCUUAAAAAGAUAAUAAUAAAAAAUAAAGUAUUAUGUAAGUUUCUAUUUAUAUGUAAUAUACAAUGUGUAGAAUAUCUAAAUGAAAUGGAAACAGGGAAUCAGUAGUAAUGCCAAUUCUCUGAAUGUAUAGUGUUAUUGAUACAAAGGAGUAUGAUUCAUUUUGUGACAUACUAUGAUAAGUGGGAAGAUACGUUUAUAUAAAGGAGCAAUUUGUAUAUUUUGUAAAGAGUAACAAAGUUAACUGUAAGGUUAAGAUUCGAUUUAGAGAAGUAAUCAGUUUCCGGUAUUUAUAUAAAAUUAUAGCUUAUAUUAUACCAAAUAAAGGCAAACCCUUCGACUACCAAUACCUAAUCAACUACUUUUAUAUUUUAACAAAACUGUUAAAAAUUUCACAUUAUUUCAAAAUUUUAUAUUUUCAAGGGACAAUAUCUAACUUUGAUAUUUGUAUAAAACAAACAUUAAUAAUUAAUAAAACAAUUAUUAGAAUGUACUUCCUAAAGGAGGAAGUUCUUAAUUUAUAUUUUUAUAAAACAAAAUGUAAGUUUUACACAACUUAUUAGAGAAAAAUUGUUUUUAAGUGAAAAAUAUUUUUCACAGAACAUAAAACGGGAGCUUAUUGUGGCAUUUUUGUUUUGGAAAAAAAUUAUGAAUAACAUGUUAUAAUAUAUAUUUUAAUGUGUAAGUUAGCUAACCUAAUGUUUCAAACAAUAUCUAAUAAAGAUCUCUGGUUCAUAUAGUUUACGGUAGCAGUGUGGAGUAGUAUACAUUUUUUCAAUUAAUAAAAUCUGGAAAUGUAUAAAACCAUUUAGAAGAGUGUGUUCUUAUAAAACAUCAUAAAUGUUGUAUACCAAUGUUAUUUAGCUGCUCACUGGAUAAUGGUAGUCAAAGGGUUGAAUUAUAAUGGUGUAGAACUCAUAGUAUGCAUAUUUCAUGAAUAUAAAAUUAUCUAUAAAUCACAUUCUUUAUAGCUUUUUAUUUAAAGUCAAAAUCUAAGUAAAUUUAAUACCAAUUGCUCAUGAAGUAGAUUUUUGUUCCUAACAGAAAAUAUUUAUGUUUGCUUAGUUACAUUAUGAUAAUUCAAUCUAUACCCAAAUUUACAGAUUUUAUUGUAACACCCAUGAUUAUUAUUAUUACAAUAAGCCCUUUGCUUUUAAUUGUGUCAUUUGUUUAUUAGAUACAAAUACUUGAUAAUGCAAUGAAUAUUUUCAGUGCACACCCAUCUUCUGUUUGGGAAGCAAUCAAAAAACUGUUUUGUGUUUGCUGUUUGCUUUCUGAGAGAAAUCAAUUCCUCUCUGGAAAAGUAUAUUUUAAUGUAGAUUAAACAUUUAUUGCCUAAUUUAGAACAGAUGUACCUUAAAACCCAAAAGUAUAAAUCAUACGUUUGUACUUUUAUUUGUCUCAUUGUAAGUGUUAAAUUGAUUUGAAAAACUUUUCACCUCCAGUUUGGUUUAUUAACACUUUGAUUACCAAGCAUUUCUUUUGAUAUUGUGGGCAUGUUUUUAUAAUAGUCUGCCUGCUCCUUUAAUACCUUCAAUGUGGCUCUAUACUGAGUAAUUUAUAGAACUAUAAUGAGUAAGUGCGCGCUAAGGUUUCUGCCGCAGUCAAUGAGUUAAAUACUAUACAAUCAUUGUCUAGUUAUAAUGUAUUCUGUAGUAAACACUUUCACAUCCGAGUGGUCCUGAAUAUCACAACAAGGCACAACUAAGGACGUCUGGUACAGUAAACAUGAUUAACUGUGCUAGUGAACGUUUAAUAAUAAAAUUUUAAGAUAGGUACAUUACGAGUAUACCUAUCUUAACCUCCAAAAACAAAUGUAUACAUCCUUUAUCUUUAAUUUUAGAAUUUCUGUUUUAGGUAUUAAUGCAUUUCUAAACAUAGGUUGGGUGUAAGAAUCAGAGCCACAUAAUCAUUUGAAGAGGAAACUUUAUUAAAUAUUAUUGGAUAAUUUAUUUAAUGUUGAGGACUGUCACAUCUAAAUAUAUUGGUUAUUAUAAAAUUUAAUAACACUAUUUGUCAAUUAUAUGGACUAAACAUCAAAUUAAUUAAUUUUAAUAUUAAUAUAAGCGCUAACAUUAUAUUAGAGCAAGUUUAAAAUGAAUGCUCAUGAAAAAGUAAUGAGUCCGUUUCAUCUAGCACUGAAGGUAAAAACCCAUUUUCUGGAAUCUGCUUUUGUGUUGACAUUCUGUUGUACAUUUUCAUAUUUUUCUGGUAAGUUAAAAUAAUAUUGGUUGCAUUUAUUCAUGAACCACUUUCUUAGUUACAAACAACAGGAAUCAGUCUCAAUAUAUCGAUAUUAGAAUCAAAUGUUUUUGAUAUGACCCGUUUGUAAUUAUAUAAACUAUAAUAAUGUUUUGUUGUGGUAACUGCAAUUCAUUAAAGAUUACUUAUUGUGCUAUUCUGAUUUAAUCACAAGGUGGCUAAAAUUUAAUUGAAUUAUUCAUCUGUAUAAAAUUAACUUGUUGUUGAUACACAAAAAUACUUACCUCAAUAAUCAAAACAUUUCUCAUAAUACUAUCCUCAGUUACUGCUACAUAAGCUCCUGUCAUAAGGAAACUGUGUAUUGCUCAAGACUGUUUUUCUACUGAAUUGCUAAUGUAUUAAUAUGUAAAUUAAAGCUUUGAAAAUACAGUAGUUAUUAUUUUUCCAUAGUAGAUAGCCAUUUUUCAAAAUAAUAUUUUAUACGUCUACUUUUCGGCAGUUUGAUAUUACAUAAUACUGACACACCAGUAUUUGCUAAUUAAUGUGUAGCAGAUAAUUACUAUAAUUAAUGAAAAUGUAUGAUCGCUUAGGUAUCCCUGGUUCCGUUUCAGUAUGUCGUGCAAUGUGCAAUUGUGCAAUUGUGCACACAGCAGUUCUCUCACUGUUGUAAUCCUGGUUACUAUGCGGCGUUAGAUAGUCAUAGUUCUAAGUAAUCAACACAAAAUAAUUUUAUAAUGUGCAUACUUACAGACCAGUGUCUUAGUAUUUAUUCAUAGAAUUUAUUAAACAAUCUUAUUAUAUUGUUCUAGUAUGUAAGGAUGUACGAUCUAUAUUAUUUUUGGUACUGUUAGGAUUUUCACACAAAAUAAUUGUGUGUCAAGACUGCUGUGGACAGAGUGGUUUCACUCAUUAUCAUUGUUGAGUUAUUUAUUUCACCUACAUUCAUGUUUUCAUUGAGUUCAGUAUUACUGUAAGUAGCUGCAAUGCAGUGUAACUUGUUAAUUAUAUAGUGCUUUUUAUGGCAGCAUUUUAAAAUUGUUAUUAGUUUUUAUAUCAGUUUUAAAGCGCAAGAGCACAUGUUGAAUCUUCUGCCAGUUUAUACAUUAAAUGUGUCAUUAAAAACUUGUAUAAUAUAAAAAAUAGUGUUGAA
This is a messenger RNA of Homalodisca vitripennis (glassy-winged sharpshooter), 9387 nucleotides long. Its product is annotated as monocarboxylate transporter 2-like. The record is from RefSeq and is a predicted model, not a curated record. Gene Ontology annotation, biological process: transmembrane transport. Gene Ontology annotation, molecular function: monocarboxylic acid transmembrane transporter activity. Lineage: Eukaryota; Metazoa; Arthropoda; Insecta; Hemiptera; Cicadellidae.